Anopheles cruzii is the source of this 6480-nucleotide messenger RNA. RefSeq lists its product as uncharacterized. The record is from RefSeq and is a predicted model, not a curated record. Gene Ontology annotation, molecular function: double-stranded RNA binding; ribonuclease III activity. Gene Ontology annotation, biological process: primary miRNA processing; rRNA processing; regulation of gene expression. Gene Ontology annotation, cellular component: nucleus. The transcript is spliced from 12 exons. The coding region runs from base 1 to 6480 and encodes 2159 amino acids. Lineage: Eukaryota; Metazoa; Arthropoda; Insecta; Diptera; Culicidae.
AUGUCCGACAGCGAACUCGAUCGGACGCUCGUGCACCCGGAACAGACACAAGAUUUCGUCCACUUUGGACUGACGACAGCGAUCGAUUCGUCGGUCACAACGAUCCUGCCGCUCGUCGCCUACCAUCAGCAGCAUCAGCAGCAUCCGCACGAACUACCGGUGGCCAGUGGUGAGCCGGAGUCGCACUAUGUACCGUACUGCGACGUGGUGGCCGGUGGCGCUCACCAGAUGCAACUGCGACACCCAGUUGCAUUCGCGCGACAUAUCCAUUCCCCGAUCAGCCACCAGGACGAUCAGCCGAAGCGCAUCAGCACAUCGCUGCCCCUAUACUACGCGAAGAGUGACCUGUGCACACUUGGUUCGCGACCUGGUAUGGAGUAUGUGCCAUUGAGGACACCAGCUGCCGAGCCGUAUCACUAUCAUCACGUCACCGACCAAACCAAGUCACUACAGGAACUGCAGAAUGAAGUCGGCGCCCUGCUGGAGUUCCGCGAUCUGGUUAUCGAAACCUUUCCCGACCUUAAAACGAAGAUGGCAUCGUCAGCGACGAACAGCACCCUCACCGGCAUACCGUCGUCUUCCUCCUCUCUGGCGACGACCCGACGCGAGUGGGAGCCCGGUAUCCGGAUCCGGCGCAAACUGACGGUGCAAAAGGAACCGUUCGGCGGUGGCGGUGGUGUUACUAAUGCUGCCGCUAGUUGCAGCAUCGGUGGCAGUGUGACGAACACCAGCAGCACCGGCAGCACCACCGGUGAACGGACGGUGGGCAGUGGGCUCACAAGCAUUCCGCCGGCAACCUCGGCCACCAACAUCAGCAGCACCAUCACCGGUGGUACCGGUGCUUCUAGCUCCACGGGCAUCGUCGGUGCCACCCCGCCUACUAUCAUCCACAACAUCUCGUCCUCAUCCACAUCCGAUUUGAACCAUCCGCAUCCACAGCAGCACCAUCCACCUCACCAACAUUCGCAUGGCAGCGGCAGCGGUCAUCAUCAACAGCAGCAGCAGCAACAGCAGCAGCAACCACAACAGCAGCAGCAGCAACAACACUCGUCAUCUUCGCUGAUACGCAGCCGAAGCAACUCCCAUAGCGGUAAAAAGGAACCAAAGAGCGGCGAAGGCAACAAUGGUAGUGUGAUACAGGAUUCGGGCUUUUCGACCGAAACCUCCUCGUCGAAGGAGACGCACAGUGCGGCAUCCUCUACGAGCGGCGCUGUGCAGGGCACCGGCUCAUCGACCGCAACCAACCGACUGGCGGUGGAAACCGAGAACGAACUGUGGAAUCUGCUCGAUGUGAUACAUAGGAAGAGUAGUCGGCUACGGGACGAGCUUGACCUGCUGCCGCACCACGUCCUUACGGAGCGAGCGUCCGAGAAGCUUAGGCCAACCAAUUUACUAACGAGCAACCAGCACCAGCAGCAGCAGCAGCAGCAGCAGUAUGUGGGCGGCGUUGGUGGACCGUCGGCGCCUUCGUCGGCGCCUUCGUCGGCAGCGUCUAGUUCUCAACGUCAUCACCAUCACCUGCACGAUAGUAGCGGCAGCCACAACAUUGUCAUUCACCACUGCAACCCAGCGGAGGUUAGCGCUGGUGGCGGUGGCGGCGGCGGCGGCACCCUUGACGUGAUAUCGUCCGCGGCACCGGUAACGGAUGCCAUUACCACCGGCACCACCCCCACCACCGUGGUUGUAGCGGUGACCGGCGGUGGUGAAGGCGCAGGAAACGGUCCGGCGGACCAUGGUAGACAUCACGAGGACCCCAGUGGUGGUGGUGGUGGGGGUGCGCUCGCGUUGCCGGUGGUGGUCGCGGCCAAGGAUCAUAUUGUACAAAUUUUGCGCAACGAGCGUGACCGGCUGCUGGAGAAGAUGGCCGGGUACGAGGCGGAAACGGUGGCGGGACGGAUACGGACGGCGAAGAUGCAGGACGAGGUCGACACGCUCACGCUCACCGUGCGCAGCCUGCACGAGCAGCUGAAGGCAGCCCACAGCCAGCAGCUGGAGCUCAACUCGAAACUACAUGAUCUCCACCACCAUCACCAGCCGCAACCUGUAAAUAGAAGUGGUACGCCUAGUUCAUCCGAGUCAAUUAAAGCUCUCAUUCCGCAUCAGCAGCAAGGAAGUGUGUCGCCGGGUGAGCCCCCGGCGAAAGCGUCCCGGUUCCACGCGGCGGCCCCGUCGGUGGAGAACAACAGCAGUGGUGGUAGCAGCAGCACAGGCACCACAAUGCCCAAGUCAUCGGCCGCUGUUGCUGCGGCCGGCGGCGCCGGCGGCGCAGUGGUUGUCGACUUGCCGGCCACCGGUGAUUCCGCCAGCGUCGCCGCCGUCAGAGGGCGACCGCUUGAUGUGGGCUCCCUCGGACGACUGGACGCUCUGCUCGGUCCGCCUGGCGGUGGCGGCACUCUCCGGCUGCAGAAGGUGCGGUCACUCGACUCGCAGAAGUUUGCCGCUAUCCUGCUCGAGACGAACAUCGUCGAGCUGCAGCGCCAUCUGCUGACGGUGACCGUUCAGAAUCAGGUUCUUCAGCAGCGCCUGGAGCAGGCAACGCGAUCCAGAAUAUUUCUGAGUGCAAAGUUUGAAAAAUCGAAGGAAGACGUCGAUGACCUCCGGUUUCAGCUCAAGGAGAAAUCGAUCGAACUCGAAGGAACGAAGGCUCAGCUGCGGGUGAUUGAGUCGAAGGCGGCGGCAUCGUCGUCGAGCAAAUCGUCAUCGUCCUCGGCGGCCGGCAGUCCGGAGCAUCAUCACCAGCAGCAGCAGCAGCAGCAGCAUAUCAUCACGGUCGGGGCCCAUGCGAUGUUGCUACCAUCUUCCCUGCACCACCAUCACCACCAUCAGAUGCACCAGCAGCAGCACCAGCAGCAUCGGCAAUCGCCUCUGCUGCACCUUAACCAUCACCAUGCGAGCACGAUGGCGUCCAACAGUCAGCUGGCGAUGCGGCUCCCAUCGUCGCAGGUCUCGACUCCGUCCAUGAAGGCGAUGACGCCAGUCGCGAUGGAUGACAUCGCACAGCAACACAGCAGCAGCACGGAGUCGGCCCAGGAUCAAGCGGAACGGGACAGUAGCACUACCACCACCGGUGGUAGCCGGCAGCAGCACCAACAACAUCAGUACCACAACCAUCUGCAACAGCAGCAACCUCAGUGCCCGGAAACACCUCGUCGGCGCCCGUCCAAGAUACCGUUGCCGGGUAUGAAGGGGUCGUCCGCACCGAAACCACCGAGUGGGCGAAAUUUUAGUGCCGCCGUCGCGGCCGCGGCCGCUGCCACUUCCACCACGCCUACGACACCUACCAUGGCUGGUGCUGCGGGCGGCGGUGUGCGUCCAUUGGCGGCUGCGGCAUCCGGUGGUUCCACCGUGUCGUCCGGUCCACUCUCGAACCGCAGCCUUACCAAAAGCACCGGCAGCCUGUACGUCAAGUCAAGCGAUGCCAGUUACUUCGGCGCCCAGCACCAGCAGCAGCAACCGCCGCCGCCUUCGACGACCCACGGGACACCGUCGGGCCGGGCUCGCGAAAGCAACAGCAGCGGCGGCAGCAGUAGCGGCAGCCUGUACAGGCCCGACUCGGCCCAGAGCUGGCGCACCAGCAGCAAGGACACGCCCUCGCUGGAGAAGUUGCGCUCCUCGUCGAUACCGAUUUCAGCGGCAAAAUCUCCGGCGGCGGCGGCGGCGGUUUCCUCGAAAACAUUCAUGGCGUCGUCUGCAGCCGUGUCACCGUCCAUGAUACCGGCGGGGCCUAGUGGGGCGGGCUACGGGGUUACCGGGGGGUCCACGGUUACGAGCUCGUCUCCACAGCCGCGCACCAAGCGCGAUUCGCUUACAACGAAGGUCAAGAACUGUGAUUCCCUGUCCCGGUGGCAACAGCAGGUGGUGGCGACCAGCAACAGUGGUGGCAGCGGGGUGGUGGGCAAUAAAGGCACGCCUGGAGCCGUCAGCGGUGCCUCGGUGAGCGUCGUCGUCGGCGCCGCCGCCGCCACCGUCUCCGGCGGUAGUCAUCAUCCGCCGCCGCCAGUGCGAGAGCGCAAACAGAGUGGUGGAGGAUCGGUAGCGGUAGGAGGAGGGUUGAUGAUGAGGCACAGUAGUAGUGGCACCACCACGGGCUCCUCGGUCGGUUCCGGGUCGCAGAUCGCAGCGGCCGCGACCGAUGCAUCCAACGGCAACAGCAGCAACAGCAGCAGCAGCGUACAGCAGCCAAACACCAACUCGGUCGUUGCUCCGGCCGCCACCGGUGACACUAUUAAGGCUCGGCGCAGUAACACUUUCCGAGUGCCGAAACCGACGGUGCUGGUACCACUGCUACCGCCUGCUGUUGCUGCUGAACAGGACUGUCGCUAUUUGAUGCCGGAAAUCGGUGCCGAUGCCGCCCGUCCGCUGCGUGGGAUCGUUGGUGGGCCGGAUGGCCCCGAGGCUAGUGGUCUGAUCGGCGAGUAUCUGGCAGCAAAGACGCGCGGUAUUACUGUACACCACCACCACCAGCAGCAGCAGUCGCCGCAAUCACAGGGGCAGGCACUAGUGGCCUCACCGCCGCCCAUUUUCCACGUCACCGGACGUGCGGUGCCCGCCGUCAACGGGGCAGCCCAGCGGCAAAUCCUGGAGUUCGCGUACAAGCACCCGAUCCUGCUGUUGGAUGACGACGGCAACGAUGACCACGGUAAAGCGGAUGACCACGUGCCGGAUGAUGGGACGGUUGAAGAGUCCACCGCCGCAACAGCGCAGGAGUCGCUAAUUAUUCCGCAUCUCACCGGGGGGCCAACGGAAAUGCGAUGGGCCACACCACCACAGCGGCCGCUGCCGGCGGACAGCGGCACGGAAACCGCGAUCGCUGCGACCGGGAGCGGUUUGGUGGGCAAAGUGAACCGCAACAUCCUGAAAACGUGGGAGCAGUUGCGGUGGGCGUGCGGAGGGUUAGCCAGCGAGACGAAACGAGACGACGGGGCUCCGGUAUCGGGCGAGCCGAACACUGCACAGCAGCAGCAGCAGCAGCAGGCUUAUCCUGUGCCCUUCCGUAGCAAUGGCAUCGAUCAGUCGGGUGGCGAUUCGGACGGCGGGGACAGUAGCACCGAGCGCCAGAGCUGCGUACUGUACUGUCCGCAGCAGCACCAGCAUCACCUCCUAAGUGAGGAGCUGAUCGACUUCAAGGUUAACCGGCUGCUGCACUCCCCGGCGUAUGGGGGAAGCACCGACCGGCUGUCAUCAACCGGUUCCUUUUCGAUUAUGGUUGCGGCGUCCACCAACACCACCAGCAUCGCUGCGGUUACGAACGCAACGGCAGGCGGCUCGUCCGGGGUCGUCCGUACCACGGCCGGUAGUUCCUCGGAGGGAGGCGAGUUUUACGACAGCAUUGACGCCGUCGCGGAACUGAAAACGAAGGAUCGGGCGGAUCUGCUCGAAGCGUUCCUGGGAGCGAUGUACGUUGACCGCGGGCUGAAGCACUGCGAAGUAUUCUGUCAGGUGUGUCUGUUCCCGCGGCUGCAGGACUUUAUUAUGAACCAAGACUGGAACGACCCGAAGUCGAAGUUGCAGCAGUGCUGCCUCACGCUGCGCACGAUGGAUGGAGGCGAACCGGACAUACCGGUGUACAAGGUAAUCGAGUGUACCGGACCAACGAACACGCGCGUCUACUCGGUGGCGGUAUACUUUCGCGGCACACGACUGGCCUGCGCGAAUGGUCACAGCAUCCAGCAAGCUGAAAUGAACGCCGCGCAGGAGGCGCUUGAGAAGUCGAAAGAUCUGUUCCCGCAGCUGGACCACCAAAAGCGUGUGAUCGCGCAGAGUCUGAAGCGCCAGAAGGUGCCUCAACCGAACCGAUCGACCGGCGGGGAUCGUGGCUGUUCGACGAGUGGGACGAUGGGAAGCGAGAAGGACGUAGGGACCGGUGGUGUGGAAAGGCAAACGCGAGCUGCAUCGGAUAGCAGUGCCGUAGCCUACGACGAUCCGGCGACAACUGGCAUAGCAACAACGAACCGUGGCAGCGAAAAGUGCAAAAAGGCCAGUGCCAUUUUUGCUCCUCCCGACGCGGGACGUCUACCCAAGCAGUACCAAAUAAAUCGGAGCACCCAGUCCGAUAGCAGCGACAGUAGUUCAGACGAUAGUUCAAGCGGCAUUGGUAGCCCCGUUAAAUGUAACAGCGUGAAACGACGACGAUCCCCCGAUUUGGAUGAUAAGGACACUGAGCGCGACCAGUGCGAGGGGAUACUGGAACCGUUCAGUAUAUCGGAGCCUCAGCAGCUCGUAGCCAAAGACGGAACCAAAGCAACUGUGGAUAUCGACGGUUGCAGCUCUGUUUCGGACGACGAAGAAUUUGGGCUGGAAGGUAUUUCCGACUCGGAAGAGCAGCCCGAUCAGUUAUGUAGCGCUGUGACAGACAGUCCACAUCACUCGCCUCAGCCGUGUUCGAGCCAGCGUUCCGGUCUUCGCAUUUCGGUUACCGAUUUCGCCAUCGAGGGAACAGAUCCUUUGUCCUCGGACACGGAGGUAGACAAUGUCGAUUAG